AGGCCUUCCUCGUCGACAUACGGCAACACUGUACUUCAAGGAAAAACAAAAGACCUAUAGUCAGAACUCAGAAGUUUCGUCUGAAUACGAAGACGCCGUAAAGUGAAAAAGAAACAAAACAAACAAAAAACAAAAAUGGAAGAAAUCGGUAAUCGUGAUUCAAGCAAUGUUGUACAAGAUUUCAAAUUCAAGAAACCUAAGAGAAAGCCUCUGAGACAACGCAUUGAUGUUGAAGGAAAAGACGAAGAUCCUAGUGAUGGUAGUGAUGAAAUCGACGUAUUAACCAAGUUGGAAGAAACAAAAGAGUUGCAAAAACUGAGAGAAAGACCUCAUGGAAUCAGUGCUGUUGCUUUGGCACUUGGAAAAAAGAUAACUAUUGAAGAAGAAGUUACAGUGACUGAUCCAUUUAAAGUCACAACGGGUGGAAUGGCUGACAUGAAAGCUGUUAAAGCUGGGAAACAAAGUAGUUCAUUAGUGGACGAUGCAUAUGAAACUGGGAUAGGUACUCAGUUUUCAGUAGAGACAAACACUCGAGAUGAAGAUGCUGAAAUGAUGAAAUACAUUGAGGAACAGCUUGCAAAAAGGAAAGGUCUAAUGCAAGAAGAUGAAGAUAAAGCUAACAAAUACUUGACGCCAGAGGAGAUAGCCUUUUCCUCUGUACCUGAAUACCUAAGGAUGAAAUCUAGUAUCCAAUCAGAAGAAAUGUUAUCCAACCAAAUGCUUAGUGGGAUUCCAGAAGUUGAUCUAGGCAUUGAGGCAAAAAUUAAAAACAUAGAAGCAACUGAAGAAGCCAAGCAAAAGCUACUACAAGAAAGAUUGAGGAAAAAAGAUGGCCCAUCUAUGUUUGUCCCAACUAACAUGGCCGUUAACUUUGUUCAGCACAACAGAUUUAACAUUGAAGAAUCAGGUCCACCACGGAAAAAGCGUGCAGAAGCUUCUGUUAAACCAGUCGUCAGUGUUCCUGUUGAGUUACCUAGAAGAAUAGACAAUGCGAGUGGGAAAAAGGAGCAUGAUAAGGCGAGUGAUGAUUUUUAUUUCGAAAAGUUUCGACGUCAGUUCCGAAGAUGAUAAUGGUUCAAAAUUUUGUCGAGGAAAUAUAUACAUUUUCAAUCAAA
Daphnia magna is the source of this 1115-nucleotide messenger RNA. RefSeq names its product telomere length and silencing protein 1 homolog. Lineage: Eukaryota; Metazoa; Arthropoda; Branchiopoda; Diplostraca; Daphniidae. The transcript has 6 exons. The record is from RefSeq and is a predicted model, not a curated record. Gene Ontology annotation, cellular component: spliceosomal complex. The coding region runs from base 136 to 1068 and encodes 310 amino acids. Gene Ontology annotation, biological process: mRNA splicing, via spliceosome.